Xyrauchen texanus (razorback sucker) is the source of this 3375-nucleotide messenger RNA. RefSeq names its product general transcription factor 3C polypeptide 2-like. Gene Ontology annotation, molecular function: protein binding. Bases 156 to 2795 code for a protein of 879 amino acids. Gene Ontology annotation, biological process: transcription by RNA polymerase III. The transcript has 19 exons. Lineage: Eukaryota; Metazoa; Chordata; Actinopteri; Cypriniformes; Catostomidae. The record is from RefSeq and is a predicted model, not a curated record. Gene Ontology annotation, cellular component: transcription factor TFIIIC complex.
GGAGCAUGAAAACAUGGCGGCGACGGCAAGCUAACACGUAAAAAAACAUUAGCAAGGAGUUCCAUGAUAAAACAGCAAAUAUCUGAACAAUACAGCUACUUAUUCGCGUUUUAAUUUGAGAUCGGACAGUUUGUCCAACUACGACAGUGCUAUUGAUGGCAGCUGCUGCCCUAAAGUUGGGCAUGCAGACAGGCAAGUCAGUGGGUUUACACUGUGAAAAAGAGGCAGAGGAGCAGACAGGACUUGCUAACCAUGAAAAUCAAGAAGUGACUCAGGAUUCGGGUGGAGCACAUCUCUGUUCUUCAGAGCCUCAGAAGAUGGAGUCAGAACUGCAAAAGUCCGGUUUUGAUCCACCCGAUAAAGGGCAGACACAGACCUCCCAGGUUACUCCAGAUGUAGGCCAGGAGACCCCACUUCACAAAAAGGGAGUCCAUAAGAAGCGAGGGCGUCCUGCUGCAAGCCCUAAGGUUGAGAAGACCCCUGCAAAAAGGAGGAAAAAAGAGAUCAUUCCACCGACUCCACCGCAACAUGAGAAUUCUGCAACCUCUGAUACUUCUGAUCUAACUGCUAGUGGUCGGCCCAAGAGGAGAGCUGCCAAAGUUGCCUUAGAUUAUCUCCACAAUCUGGCCAAGGAUGUUGGUCAUUCAUUAGAGUUCUCAACGAAAGAAACGUCCAAAUCUGUUGAAGUGGAUGGCACGUCAAAGAAGAAGAUCAAAGCAAAGGGUAAGGGGACAAAGAGGAAAGCUGCAGAUUAUGACAGUGACAUAGAUGAUGAGGAUUUUGCCCCAGAAAAGGAUGACGAGGCAGAGAGUGAAGAUGAUGAUGAUGAUGAUGAUGACGGUGACAAUGAUUUCAAGCCAGCCAAGGCUUUGGCAUGGAGAUUGGACAUGGAGCGACGAAACAAACAGCCCAAAAAAUGUAUGCUGUCAAAUGGCUUGACUAACAAUGCCAUGGAACCGAUCUGGAACUGUUUUACUAGGACCAAAGAAUUCCGUGAUGAAAACUUCUUACCGUGGGUAUUUCCUGAGUGGAUUCCUUCUGUCAAAGACUGGCAUUUCCUGUCUUGCAGUGAGGCUGAAAAAUAUUUACCCCAAGAGAAAACAUCUGCUGCUUUCACUUUUACACGUGAAAACGUCAAAGGAAAGAUUGAAUUGCAGAGGAUGAAUAGGUUUGAAUCAUUGCCACAUCACGCUUCCCACUGGGACUCUCUGUUCUUUGUGGGGGGUCCCGUGCAUUCCAUGGAGUGGUGCCCGUGUCCAGACGGGGCGGCAGGAAGACAGUAUGCUGCCAUCUACUGCCACAAGGGCAUGGACGACAGACACAAAAUCAACCAGCUGCACACAGGGCCUGCCUUACUGCAGCUGUGGGACAUCGGAAACCUUCAGUGCAAAAGCAGACCAUCAACAGCUCCUCAUCUAGCAUAUUCUUUGGCCAUAGAUAACGGAUGCAUCUGGAAUAUGAAGUGGUGUCCUGCGGGAGUGUGGGAACUGCCCUCCACCAGCAGAAAGUCUCAGCAGAUGGCUAGAUUAGGUCUUCUAGCUGCAGCUUUCUCUAAUGGAACCAUCGGGGUCUACAGUCUUCCUCAUCCAGAAGCCCUUACAGCACACCAUCAGAGUAAAGGAGAAACCAGCCAAGCACCGCUGAUAUGCCGGGUGAAGCAGGUUCUGACUUUAAAGAUGGGCUCCAGUCAAGCAGAUCAUAAGGGUCAAAGUGGCCUGUGCUUGGCUAUGGACUGGCUCCAUGUCAAGCCACACAACCUUCUGGCUGCUGGUUUCUGUGAUGGUGUGGUUGCUCUGUGGGAUCUGACUAGUAGGUCUCCACUGCAAAAAGUCAAGUCACCAGAUGGGGGUUUGUUUCUUUACCCUUACCACUGCUUCCUCGCCCACAACGAGAUCAUACGAACCUUGUGCUGGUGCAGAGCCUCAAGUAACUUGUUGGUGACAGUCGGAGAUGACCGCAUGGCAAAAAUGUGGGACCUCAGGAAAACCUACACACCUCUGUUUGCGGUAAAGCGUUGCCUGUGCCCUGAAGUGUACUGGCCCCUCUUUUGGAGUGGCAUCUUUAUCGCUCAGGAGUGUUGCUAUGCCACGUUUGGCCAGAAUGGGGUUCAUUAUUUUGACUCCGGUUACCUUGGGAUAAAGCCUUUCUUUGUAUGUCCCAGAAGAGCCACUGUUUGGAGUCUUUCUAUGUCUGAUUGGAUAAAUGCAUUUGCUGUUGGGGACAAUGGUGGAGAUUGUUUAUUUAGUUUGAUUCCUCGAAUGGACAGUGACCCCAGCUCUGUGAGGAGACGAAGAUUUUCAGUUUACAGAACUGACCUGGUCCAGUUUAAACCCGGUCAGAGGCCUGGAGAUGAGGAAGGUGAGGAGGAGGAAGGCGAGAGUGUUACAAGUAUUUCUGGACAGGAGCCUCAGAGCUACAAAGGAGCCAUCAAAAAGUACUACCUCCACUUUCACGACUUGGACCUGGGGAACCUUGCUAAGUGUGAGCAGCGGCCCAUGAUGAAGCAUAUGCAACAAGCUGAACUUAAACAUUUUAUAGCAGUGGAACAGAUGCCAUUAAGUGCACUCUACAAGGUUCGUUUGAACCCAAAUAUGGAUGCUUACAGCUGGGUGUUGUCCGGAGGUCAGUCGGGGUUGGUUCGUGUGCACUGUAUGCGUGGACUAAGCAGCGCUUCAAUGCUGAAGCAAUUGCGUGAGGCUCAAGCUCAGUUCAGCGCCAUGUUCCAGUCUCAGGAGCCUGAUGACUCUGUGACAGCUGUUCGUCACAGCACAGCUGAUACUGUAAAAGUGCAAUAGUCUCCGCCCCUCACCCUCUCUGAUAUAAUAGAGAUUGGUGAGGCCUGUGAUAUUGUAAUGUGCUUAAUGGCUUUGUUGACCAGACUGUCUUUUUUUAAAUGACUUGUCACACUCAGUUUUUAUACUGAACUGAAUAUUGACAGCAGAAAUUGUGAAUACAAGCCUCAGUACAGCACUGUUUUUAUAUUUUUUUGCAUUUUGUUUUUAGCAUUGCACUGGUGUACAGCGAGCAAAACCUUUUGAACUUCACCGACUUAAACCUCAGACAAAUACCGGUAGUCUGUGCUGUUUUUAGUUCAGGAUUAUUAUCGAAAAUUGAUGCCCUUUACAUUAAGUGUAGAAACGAUUACAAUUGCCAGAACUUGCAGUACCUUCAGGACUGAUAUAAAUUUGGUUCAGUGCUGUAUUAUAAUCAAACUUAUUAACAUUUAGUGAGUAAACGUUGGACUGGAUCUAUGUGAUUUGCUACCCUGUUCUUAUAAUAUCUGUUUUCUGUCUGUUUUGUGUGUGUGUGAUUUUUCUUCUGCUUGUAAAGGAUAUAAUUUGUUACCCUACAACUACAUUUUAAAGGAAUAGUUAA